UGUACCAAUUAAAACGAGGCUGAGACAAAUUUGAUUGGUAGUUAACUUGACCUUGAGAAGGACAACCGCGGUCAAUUUUGUAUCUUUGUUUUCAAUAUGGGCUAUUGAUUGGUAGCAAUCUAUAAACUAUUACUUGAUCCGCAAUGGCAUCUCCUUUGCUCGCGAAGGUUGGUACGUGCAUUGUACAUUCUGCUUUGGGCUCGCAAACAUGUACUUUGGACUCAUUCUGGCGAGAUCAAACAUGUAUUAUUACAUUCUUUCGUCGUUUGGGAUGUAAAUUUUGCCGACUAGAAGCUAAAAAUUUGAGUCAUUUAAAACCUGCUUUGGAUGCACGCAAUAUUAAAUUAAUGGGAAUUACAUUCGAUGAAGGUGGUGUAAAAGAAUUUGUAGAUGGACACUAUUUUGAUGGAGAUCUUUAUUUAGAUCCUGAACGUAAGACAUAUAAAGCUUUAGAAUAUAAAAAGGUCUCCGCCUGUUCUGGUUUCUGUUCUUUACUGACGAAAGCUGGCCGUUCUUUAAAUUCAAAGGCAAAGGCUGCUAAUAUACCUGGUAAUAUGACUGGCGAUGGUUGGCAAACUGGUGGACUUCUUGUGGUUGAAAAAGGUGGUAAAGUUCUCUAUCAUUUUGAACAGAAAGAAGUUGUAAAUCAUCCUGAUUAUAAGCAAAUUAUUGAUGUUUUGAAAAUUAAUCCUAAAGAUGUACCAGAAUUUGCUACUGUUUUAUCACAAGAAUGUGAUGAUGCUUGUAAAAUGUGAAUGUAGUCUGAUAUUUGAAACUAUUCAGUGAAGAAGUAAUGCUCAUUAUGUGAAGUUCAACUUCCUAAUCUUUUUCUUUAAAAAAAGUUUUUUUUUGGUUUAUAGUACUUUUUUGUUUGUUAUAGUGAGUUUUAUUCCAUCCUAUUGAACUUUUAUGGAUGUAAUAGUUAUCUUAUAUUGAAUAUUGUAUUAAGUUGUAUGUUUUAAUUAGACUCUAUGUUAUACAAUGGGUUUUUCAUUAUUUCAAAUUUGUUAUUCACUAUUAACUGAUGAGAUAAUGAAGAAUACAAUGUUUGAACGAGUUAA
This is a messenger RNA of Schistosoma bovis, 1061 nucleotides long. The record is from the annotation of a GenBank genome assembly. NCBI's taxonomy places the organism in Eukaryota, Metazoa, Platyhelminthes, Trematoda, Strigeidida, Schistosomatidae.